AUGUUACUGCGGUUGUCAACUAUCUGUGUGCUUUUUUCAUUUUUUGUUUCCUGUCUGUUUGCUUCUCCAUUUCGAUAUCAGAACGAUGUGCCAGUUUUCUAUAAGCGAAUACCUCAUCGUUAUCCAUCAGAUGCAUAUUAUCAGGUGUCCGUGCCUCUGAUGUGGAGAAUACGCAGAUCACAACCCAUAUUGGACUAUACUGAUGAGUUUUCAGCUGAUCCAUUUGAGUUUGAGACAGUUGAAGAUUCAGUUGAUUCUGUAGUUGUUCCUCCUUCUUCUUCUUCUUCUUCUUCUUCCUAA
This is a messenger RNA of Auanema sp. JU1783, 300 nucleotides long. NCBI's taxonomy places the organism in Eukaryota, Metazoa, Nematoda, Chromadorea, Rhabditida, Rhabditidae. The record is from the annotation of a GenBank genome assembly.